UACACAGUCAUCUCCCACAGUUCAGUUUCACGCAAAUCAACACCUCAGUAACAACUCUUUUGUUUUGUUUCCUAAAUCAAUUCGUUUUUCCAUAGUUAAUUUAGCAUUCGUGUUGACGGUCCAGAGUCCGCGAAUAUAAGAGAAAUCGACCAAUUGCUUGAUUUUUUUAAAUUCAAACACGAAAAUCAACUGUGAAAGCUGUGUUCCAAUUACCAAAGUAUAUAAGUAGGGUGUUGGCUACUUGACCAUAAAAACAAAUCCAUAUCAAUAAUUUGCACGGCAUUUGGAAUCGCAUCGAUUUGUUUUCUCUCGAUUGAAAAUCUCGUGGAAACAUGAUUGAAAAGUUUAAUUUCAACGGAAAUGUCAGUCCAAUUACAUGCCAUGCAUGGAAUAAGGAUCGAAGCCAAAUUGCCAUUUCGCCAAACAAUAAUGAGGUGCAUAUUUACAAGCGAGAUGGAUCUGAUUGGAAAUUGCUUGAUGUGCUGCGACAACAUGAUUUACGUGUGAUGGGAAUCGAUUGGGCACCAAACACCAAUCGUAUUGUAACGUGCGGUAUUGAUCGAAACGCCUACGUUUGGACGCAAAAUGAGCAGGGAAAAUUUAAACCGACUUUGGUGCUAUUACGUAUAAAUCGUGGUGCAACUUGCGUGAAAUGGUCACCGCAAGAAAAUAAAAUUGCCGUCGGCUCUGGCGCCCGACUCAUUUCGAUUUGCUAUUUCGAGUCGGAGAACGACUGGUGGGUAUCGAAGCACAUCAAAAAGCCGAUCCGGUCGACAAUAACGUCAUUGGACUGGCAUCCAAACAAUGUACUGAUUGUGGCUGGUUCAACGGAUUACAAGGCACGCGUCUUUUCGGCCUACAUUAAAGAUAUCGAAAGUCAACCGUCGCCGACGCCAUGGGGAAAUAGAAUGCCGUUGGGCCAAUUGAUGGCCGAAUUCAAGAAUAGCAACCAAGGCGGUGGAUGGGUGCACAGUGUCAGUUUCUCCAGUGAUGGCAACAAAAUCUGCUGGGUGGGACAUGAUAGUGCCAUCAACAUUGGUGAUGCAGCAAACGGAACGUCCGUUGUCAAGUUAAAAACGGAAUUCUUACCAUUUUUGGACUGUCAUUGGGUUUCGCCGACUGAUGUCGUUGUUGCAGGCCACAGUUGCAUUCCAAUCAUCUAUUCGGUGGAUCAAAACAAUAAGAUUAUGUUGAAGGGUAAAUUGGAUCAGGCUCAAAAGAAGGAAUCGACCGGUGUAUCGGCCAUGAAAAUCUUUCAGUCGCUGGAUCGUAAUUUGCGUACCGAAAACGAUGAUGCCAAUUUGAAUUCGAUUCAUCAAAAUGCAAUCGCAUGCAUUGCAAUCUACGAAGGUGAUAAACGGUCGGGCGUUCGCAAAAUCAGCACUUCUGGAUUGGAUGGUCAAGUCGUGAUAUGGUCCGAUUUCAAUGCAAAUUAAAGCGUCAAAGCAAAAAAGCUUUAGUUUACGUUUUCGUUAACAAUUUUAUUUGUUCUGUUCAUUUGCAUAAUUUUUUUUUCUUCUGAAAUUUGAUCUAUUUUUUUUUUAUUGCCAAUAUAAUUCGUUUUGUUUUCACCCUUUGCUUCUUCAUACAUUUUUUCUCUUUAGUUCAUUGCGUUAGCAAACAUGUUUAAGCACACAUAUAUGUAUGAAAUGCUUUGAAAAAAAAAUUAUUUGUUAGAUAAAAAAAAUUAUUAUAAUUAGCUCAUUUAUAAGACAUAAUGAAAAUGAUUUAUAAAUAAAAAGAAUAAAAAUCAGCCCGUUCCUUUGCCGACACAUCAA
This is a messenger RNA of Sitodiplosis mosellana (orange wheat blossom midge), 1778 nucleotides long. RefSeq names its product actin-related protein 2/3 complex subunit 1A-B (gene Arpc1). Gene Ontology annotation, molecular function: actin filament binding. The coding region runs from base 333 to 1436 and encodes 367 amino acids. Gene Ontology annotation, biological process: Arp2/3 complex-mediated actin nucleation. The transcript has 4 exons. The record is from RefSeq and is a predicted model, not a curated record. NCBI's taxonomy places the organism in Eukaryota, Metazoa, Arthropoda, Insecta, Diptera, Cecidomyiidae. Gene Ontology annotation, cellular component: actin cytoskeleton; Arp2/3 protein complex.